Chlorocebus sabaeus (green monkey) is the source of this 590-nucleotide messenger RNA. RefSeq names its product neuropeptide Y (gene NPY). The record is from RefSeq and is a predicted model, not a curated record. Gene Ontology annotation, molecular function: neuropeptide Y receptor binding; neuropeptide hormone activity. Lineage: Eukaryota; Metazoa; Chordata; Mammalia; Primates; Cercopithecidae. Gene Ontology annotation, biological process: feeding behavior; neuropeptide signaling pathway. Gene Ontology annotation, cellular component: extracellular region.
CCAUAAAAGCCCGUUUGCGACCCGCUCUCUGCACCCCAUCCGCUGGCUGUCACCCCUCGGAGACGCGCGCCGGACAGCAGAGUACUUGCCGCCCAGCCACGCCCGCGCGCCAGCCACCAUGCUAGGUAGCAAGCGACUGGGGCUGUCCGGACUGACCCUCGCCCUGUCCCUGCUCGUGUGCCUGGGUGCGCUGGCCGAGGCGUACCCCUCCAAACCGGACAACCCGGGCGAGGACGCGCCAGCGGAGGACAUGGCCAGAUACUACUCGGCGCUGCGACACUACAUCAACCUCAUCACCAGGCAGAGGUAUGGCAAACGAUCUAGCCCAGAGACACUGAUUUCAGACCUCUUGAUGAGAGAAAGCACAGAAAAUGUUCCCAGAACUCGGCUUGAAGACCCUUCAAUGUGGUGAUGGGAAAUGAAACUUGCUCUCUGGCCUUUUCCUAUUUUCAGCCCAUAUUUCAUCGUGUAAAAUGAGAGUCCACCCAUCCUACCAAUGCAUGCAACCAUCGUGCUGAAUUCUGCAAUGUUUUCCUUUGUCAUCAUUGUAUAUAUGUGCGUUUAAAUAAAGUAUCAUGCAUUCAAAAGUG